This is a messenger RNA of Ooceraea biroi (clonal raider ant), 4484 nucleotides long. It is a transcript of the gene dbo, whose product is annotated as Kelch-like protein diablo. Gene Ontology annotation, molecular function: protein binding. The record is from RefSeq and is a predicted model, not a curated record. Lineage: Eukaryota; Metazoa; Arthropoda; Insecta; Hymenoptera; Formicidae.
CAGGACUGUGAGCGCACCCUGGAGUUCCCAGGAGGUUGAGUUCACGAGCGGCUGGGGGUACGUGGGGUCGCGACGUGUGUCAUCACGUAGAAAAACAUUAAAAUGAGAACACCCUCGUGAUAGAUCUCGCGGCGAGUGCGGCGUGUACGCGGUGCAGCUACGAUCGACGUGCCAAGGGGAAACACGUCGUCGUCGACGACGUCGUCGCGCGCGCGGGGAACGUCCAAUGUCUCGCGACGAGCGUCCGCGCUGACGGCGGAAACGGCGAGCCGAGAUCCAGUCGAGCGACUCGCGACCGCUCUGGCAGCUCCUUCGUUGAUAUCGUCUGACAGUUCGGAGAAAACAAACAAAAGGAGACCACAACAUUAGAGGACCUGCUGCAGGCACAUUUGAGACCCGUGGUGGUUGGUGAAUGGUGUUGCAGAUAGAUUCCGUGUGGGGCUGGGCGUCACCCCCGCUGCGCCUCCAGCUAACCGGGGGGACCAGGGGUACCUCGGGGAGAGCGGCUACGGGUGCCCCAUCCUCGCAGAGGAUGGGCGAGAUAGUCGUAGAGCGCGCUCCUUCCCCAGCACGCCUCAGUCACACCUCCGAGAAGCAUCCGCGCGCGACGCUAGCCGAGCUUAAUAGCCUGCGCCGCCGUGAGGAACUCUGCGACAUUGUUCUCAAUGUCGGUUCCAGGAAGAUACACGCGCAUCGUGCCAUUCUUUCGGCAUGCAGCCCAUAUUUCAAGGCAAUGUUUACCGGGGAGUUGGCAGAGGCUAAACAGAAGCUGAGAGAAGUAACGAUAUACGACAUCGACGAGAUGGCUAUGGAACUGCUCAUAGACUUCUGUUACACUUCUCACAUUAUCGUCGAAGAAGCGAAUGUUCAAACUCUCCUUCCAGCAGCGUGCCUUCUUCAAUUAGUAGAGAUCCAAGAGAUAUGUUGCGAGUUUCUCAAACGCCAAUUAGACCCAUCGAAUUGCCUGGGUAUCCGAGCGUUCGCGGAUACUCACGCGUGCCGCGAGCUACUGCGUAUCGCCGACAAAUUUACUCAACAUAACUUUCAAGAGGUGAUGGAAAGCGAGGAGUUUCUGUUGCUGCCAGUCGGCCAAUUGGUGGACAUCAUCUCGUCGGACGAGCUGAACGUGCGCACCGAGGAGCAGGUGUUCAGCGCGGUGAUGAAUUGGGUCAAGUAUAACGUGACGGAGAGACGGCAGCAUCUGUCGCAGGUUCUGCAACACGUGCGACUGCCACUGCUCAGCCCAAAGUUCUUGGUCGGUACCGUAGGAUCCGACCUGCUGGUUCGCUCCGACGAUGCCUGUCGAGACCUGGUAGAUGAAGCGAAAAAUUAUCUGCUGCUGCCGCAAGAGAGGCCGUUGAUGCAGGGCCCAAGGACGAGACCCAGGAAGCCCAUGCGACGGGGGGAGGUGCUGUUUGCCGUCGGUGGAUGGUGCUCGGGCGACGCGAUCGCCAGCGUCGAGAGAUUCGACCCCAACACCGCCGACUGGAAGAUGGUCGCGCCGAUGAGCAAACGGAGAUGCGGCGUCGGCGUAGCGGUGCUGAACGACUUGCUGUACGCGGUUGGCGGACACGACGGGCAGAGCUACUUGAACAGCAUCGAACGGUAUGAUCCUCAAACGAAUCAGUGGUCUUGCGACGUUGCUCCUACGACUUCCUGUAGGACCAGCGUGGGUGUCGCAGUGUUGGAUGGAUUUCUAUACGCGGUCGGUGGCCAGGAUGGAGUGCAAUGCCUCAAUCACGUGGAACGAUACGAUCCUAAAGAAAACAAAUGGUCUAAAGUGUCGCCGAUGACCACUAGACGAUUGGGGGUGGCCGUGGCUGUACUUGGAGGCUACUUGUACGCUAUUGGCGGGUCCGACGGACAGUCACCGCUCAACACGGUGGAGAGAUACGAUCCGAGAUCCAACAAGUGGUCGCAAGUGUCCCCGAUGUCGACGAGGCGCAAACAUCUAGGCUGUGCUGUAUUUAAUAAUUUAAUUUACGCUGUGGGAGGACGAGACGACUGCAUGGAGCUCUCGAGCGCGGAGCGUUAUAAUCCCCAUACGAAUUCGUGGAGCCCCAUAGUAGCGAUGACGUCUAGGAGAAGCGGAGUGGGUUUGGCGGUGGUAAAUGGCCAGUUGUACGCGGUGGGCGGAUUCGACGGAACCGCGUACUUGAAGACGAUCGAGGUGUACGACCCGGAGCAGAAUCAGUGGAAGCUGUGCGGCUGCAUGAACUACAGGCGACUCGGCGGCGGCGUGGGAGUGAUGCGAGCACCGCAAACCGAAAACUACAUUUGGUAGCUCAGGCCCCCCUCUUCAGCCCAGACGGCUGAAACUCCUCUGACUCCACUCACGCCGGUGACGCCGGUCACUCCUGUAACCCCACCCGCCCCCGUAUCGGUUCCUGUUAUAACUAAUACUAGAAAACGCUACCGCCGAUCGAUGAGCAUUAUAUAAAAAAAUGACGCGUGCAUUUUUGUAAAAGACUUUGCCUUUCUGAAACGUUCCGCCGGGCCGCCCGGCGUCCAGUCUCUUCGGUGUUUGAUUCAUUGCCAACGCCAAGUCUAAGUAUCCCUCUCCGCUCAACCGCGCGUGGGUGUCGUGUGAAUGCAAAAAGGAAAACGCGGGUGUCCUGUCGAUUUACUGCCGUUAUUUUAUACCUUCGUUUCAGUGAGAUGUUAUUUUAUAGGAUCCCCCUGUCGCCAACGUUUGUAUUUGUAUUUUUAUUGCAUUACGUGAUAUAAAUUCCAGCCAUUUUAGAUUUAAGUAAGCCCAUUAAUAAAUUAAGCCUGAGCCUUCGGAGCAGCAGCGUUUUCUCGUGUAAAAAGAAAGGCAAAAUCUCUUCCCCCGACACUUCUUCGCGCCGGAAACUCGUAUGUGUUUCGAAAGGAACUUCUCGCAGCUUCCAUUCUUCAGUAAAUUACCGUAACGAGGACUUAAGUUUCAGCUAUAGUCUUAAUUUAAUUGUACGAGGGUUGCUUUUACACACCCGCUAUACUACGUCACGCUAUACUGCAUCACACAAAGCUAUAACCGUAAGAUGAUUUAAGGAUAGACUGCUUUUUAAAGUACGCGGAUACCUUCUUCUGUUUAUAAGACUGAAUCUCGAAAACAGAAAAUAUAUUCGUAAUAAAUCGUAAUAAAUUUGAUUUCUCUCGUCAAGUUAUCAACGUCAGCCGCUUCAUUUACUACUGGAAAUCGCGCGAACAAUUUUCGUUAAUACAUCUAAUAAUUAUUUUGACAGAGCAUUUAUUGUGUUAUCGACGAUUUAACAACAGGUGUCAAGCCUAAGAGAGAGAGAGAGAGAGUGUGUGUGUGUGUGAGAGAAAGUGAGAUAGAGGGAGAGAGAGAGAAAGAAAGAGAGGGAGAGAAAGGGAGAGAAAGAGAGUGGAUGAAAUAUGUAUGAUGUAUUCGAGAUUACAAAUGAUUUAAACACGAUAUUUGAUAUCGUCCUUUCGUGUUGCUACAAGUAGGCGCCAUUUAACCGAGACAUCUGUUACAUACAUACGUUUAAGUCUACAGAGGAGUAGCCUUAUCGUACAAAAUGGUGAUAGGGAUCAUUGACCAAUAAUCUCAUAAUGUAACAUUCGUCAUAAUUACGUGAUAGGAAUCAAUAGGAUCGGCGAGGAAACGACCAAUGCUUUACCAUCGAAAAUAAUGGGCGCCACCAGUUGUCAGUUGUUUGUUAUUUCGAUGUAGAUCCGACGGCAGCGAAAAUGAUGAAAAUUAACGGUAAUAUAAUUUGCGAGAGGCGACAGCACGCGCGCUUACAGAUCGUGGUUGUUACACGUAUGAGAUUGUUGAAGGCAGCGAAUUACAUGUCUAGCGUAAGAAACUACUGACGAUGUAACGUAAUUCUUUCUAAGCAGCUGGUUGUAAAGAGUAUUAUUCCGAGUCUCCUGUGCGACGGCUUAUUAACGCAUUUCUUGAUUAACUGUCCGAACACAAUACUCCGAAUAGUCGAUUGUCACGUUUAAGUUACGAGCUCGUGAUACUGAUAGAGGAGAGAAGCCGUGGAUCGUCGUCUGAACGAAGACAUAGACGGUUACGAUGGUACGAAUUAUCGUAAUUCGUGAACGAAGUUCAAACAAAGUGUUCAAUAUUCAGUCCCGUCUGAUUUUGAAAAAGUUGGAGCUACAUUCAAGGAAAAUGUUAUGUCAUUUACGUACGCAAUAUUUAAAGUGCGUAGUGCUAGCUGAUUAUUUUUAACUCGAAAACUCGUGCAUAAGAAAAUUGCAGAAUAAGAAAAUUAUACUGAACGUUAUAAAUGAUAUGUUUCUCCGCGGACGAGAAACAUUAAAAACGAUUACGUUAACGAUUUAGUAUGCGUUAGUGCGAAGGACGCGAGGUGUUAAGGCAAAUGCAUCGUUUUAUUGUCUUACUUAAACGAGAUCAAAAACUUGUUCUGUGCAAUUGUUCAGUACAAAGGAAGAGUCAUGAGAUUUCUUUCCUGUUCUUUGUCAAUAAAUUGAAGAAAGUGCGCAUUAGCAACUUGCGCGAA